This is a messenger RNA of Arabis nemorensis, 612 nucleotides long. The record is from the annotation of a GenBank genome assembly. Lineage: Eukaryota; Viridiplantae; Streptophyta; Magnoliopsida; Brassicales; Brassicaceae.
AUGGUUGUUUCGGGAUAUGACAAAUUGCUUCCCGUGGAUGAUAUCAAGAGCUUGUUGAGUGAACAUUUCUCUUCAUGUGGAGAGAUCACAAAUGUUUAUAUUCCCACACGCGUUCGAAGCGAGAGUACUCGCAACAAAUAUGCUUUCAUUGAUAUCACCGGAGAAGACGCAGAAGAGAAGGCGUUGCGACUUAAAGGAAGUGACGUUGGAGGACACAAUGUAGUUGUUAAGGUUAUGCCGCCUUCGUCUGAAUGCUGUAAAGCUACUCCUGAACUUUAUGUUGAGUCGGCCGAACUCAUGGAGAGAGAACGCAUAACCCCCCGUGAGAAUGUUGUUAUGGUUUCGGGAUUUGACACUUCGUUUCCUGAGUACCGUGUCAAGGACCCGCUGACAAAAUAUUUCUCUGCAUGUGGAGAGCUCAGGGUUGUUUGUGUUCACCGAGAUGAUAACGGUCUUCUCUACAAGACUGCUACUGAUCACAUUGAGGGACUGAGAGAUGUCGUAGGAGAGAAGGCCUGGGCGCUUAAUGGAAGUGACAUGGGAGGAUGGAAAGCAAAGGUUGAGCGUUUUGUUGAACCAGAAGAAAUAAACUUCAACACUGUUUAUCGUUAA